AUGUCGGCUCAGAACUCCGCGGGCAUUCAGACCCUCCUCGAUGCCGAGAGAGAGGCUCAGAAGAUUGUGCAACAAGCUCGGGAAUACCGUACCAAGCGCAUAAGGGAGGCUAAGGCCGAGGCCCAAAAAGAGAUUGAGGAGUACCGCAACUCCAAGGAAGAGGAAUAUAAGAAGUUCGAAGCGGAGCAUUCUAGUGGAUUCAAAAAGGCCGAAGAAGAUGCCGACAAGGAAGCCCAGGAGAAGCUCAAGGAAAUCAAGGCCUCUGGCCAAAAGCAGGGCGACAAGGUUGUGGAUGGACUCAUCAAGUCGACUACCAUCGUGAAGCCCGAGGUUCCAGAGAAGAUGGCGAAGGCUUAG
Penicillium angulare is the source of this 357-nucleotide messenger RNA. RefSeq lists its product as uncharacterized. Gene Ontology annotation, molecular function: proton-transporting ATPase activity, rotational mechanism. The coding region runs from base 1 to 357 and encodes 118 amino acids. Gene Ontology annotation, biological process: proton transmembrane transport. Gene Ontology annotation, cellular component: vacuolar proton-transporting V-type ATPase complex. The record is from RefSeq and is a predicted model, not a curated record. Lineage: Eukaryota; Fungi; Ascomycota; Eurotiomycetes; Eurotiales; Aspergillaceae. The transcript is spliced from 6 exons.